CUAGAGGCGCUACAACAACUGAGCGUUUUAUUCACUUUCACACAAUCACAAGUACAAUGGCUGAUUAUGACUUCAUAAACAGUUAUUUUUUCACUCUAUUACUCACAAACUGAUAUGUUAUGAUAUCGAAACACUUUACCUCUAACGCAUCAUUUGAAACACGAUACAUUUGUACACUUGUAUCUCAGGCCAACCUACAUUUACACACUUAUACCAAAGAGAUUAGCUUGUGCUACAGCUCACCUUAUAGACUGUUGGACAUGGAACGUGGUAGACCACGGUUCGAGCCCAGCCAAGCACGCAAGUUGACACAUGAGAUAAAAGUGUCAUAUAAUCAACAUAAAAUUAUGUGGUUUCUUCAGAAAAUUUGCUUUUCACAUCACAUUUCCUUUUAGGACACUAUCGGUUAGGUUUAGGUGUUGGUUUUGGCUAAAGAUGUCUAAUUUGUUAACCUCUCAUUUGCUUUUAGGACACUUGGUUAGGUUUAGGUUAAAGUUUUUGGUUAGGUAGGCAUGUUUUACCUAUUAAAACCUCUAAAAUUCACCUUUAAAACCUUGUCUGAUUAUGACUCCAUUCCACUCGCUUUUGGCGCCCCCCGGGACAAUUCACUGGGAAACUGUAGUAAGAUGUGUAAUAAAUAUCAAGAUCAUCAGGCUGUGAAAAUCCUAAGUCUGAUUACUUAGAAUAGAUGCAGCACACCUCUCCUCAACAAGUUGCAUGAUUUGAGGUUUCAUUCAUGUCCGUAGCAAAGUUUAGUACUUAGAACACAUCCCUAACCCUAAGCAUGAGCAAUAACUCUUGCCUUAGCAAGCGCCACUAACAAAACUUCUGAAAUAGUCUGAAAUAGCCAAAAGUGAAAGUGAACCUUUAAUACCAUUGAGUUCUCUAUUUACUGAGCCAUUAAAAGCUCUCAUGUAAGCAGGUGUGGCAACAGACAGGUCUACUGGUUCCUCUAGUGAGGAAGAGUGAAUCUGACGGCCGCAUCUCCAUGCCUGCCACUCAUGCUCUUUAUUUUUUUUGAUGUGGAACACACAGGAACUUUAGUCCCAUUGACUGAACACAUAAUGACCCCACCUACUAAUGUCUAGGGGCAAAAGUCAUCUGUGAAACCAAUUACUACUCCCCUUUUCUGAACUUUAUCUGAGGAGGAGCCACAAACUACUUUGCCCAAAGCCUAAGGGCUGCACAAACAUCCAGCUUUCAACUCACAGAUCAUGAAAACAUGAUAAAUUGGUGCAAAAAUGCUCAGUGUACCAUGAGACGUCAACACUGCGGAAGAAUAGAUGCAAGGUGCAUGAAAAGCUCACAGGAUUACUGGUGAACAUCUGAUGCUCACCUGGAGCACUCUGAUUCUGGCCUCAUACCAGGUACAAAAGGAAACAUGUUUGGCUUCGUGAAGAACACAUGAAGUGAAUAAGACUAUAACUUGCAGCACAACAUAUCAUUUAUUGAUGUAGCACGAAGACUGGCAACUAACAAUUGACUGAAUGUACAAGAGUCAACCACUUGACUCCUACAUAAUCAACAUGAAUCUCGUAAGUAAUGGAUUGUCUGUGCAGUGCUACCUGAAGCCCAAGAUGAUGGGCAAGAUGAGAAGAAGAGUUCAAGACAUGAGGAACCCAAAAUCUCUGGUGCCUUCAAUGGACCUGAGUCACAACGAGAGCACACGACUGGCCAUGGAUGCCCUCCUGGACAAAGGGCUAGAAGGAUACCAGGAGGUUCUGGUCAAGGAGAAUGAAGCAAACUUUCUUUCAGUGGAUGAGAAAGCAUACAUCUUAAACAACGUUAAAAAGCCUCUUGCUGAGGAUGAGGAGGCAGACCAGGAUGUGGAGGUGUCUAGUUCUCCAUCAAUUUCUUCACAAACAUACUAUCCUUUGAUCACAGAUAGUGAACCUCCAGUUCUUGACUACGGCUGGCCAGUGGCUGACUGGAGUUACUACCUACAAGGGAUUCCAAGUGUGGAAGUUUUUUUCCAGUCUGUAAAAUCUACUUCCAUGAAGGACCUACUGAGGGAACUCAUCAGGAAAGCAACUAAAGUUUUGGCGAUAGUCAUGGACACAUUCAGUGAUGUGGAGAUUUUCUGCGACAUACUGGAUGCAACAAGAAAACGCAAUGUGUAUGUUUACCUCCUUCUGGACCACACCAAUAUACAGGUGUUUGAGGAAAUGUGUGAAAAUCUGAAAAUCAACAAGUCACACCUUACUCGAAUGUCAAUUCGUAGCAUUCAAGGUGAAACAUACUGUUCCAAAUCAGGAAGAAAAUUCACUGGCCAGGUGACAGAGAAGUUCAUCAUUGUGGACUGCACACAAGUGCUGGUCGGCUCGUACAGUCUCACCUGGCUGUCCUGGCAGGUUCACAGGAGCUUGGCUGUUCUCUUCAAAGGCAGUGGGGUUAAACCUUUUGACCUGGAGUUCCGCAGGAUAUAUGCCAUUUCUAAACCAGUGCCAGGAUUUUCCUGCUAUACUUCAAACACUGGUGAUCACUGCAUUCUUCCAUCCUUGGAGAAACUACAGACCUCGGUCUGCCCAGCGGGCAAUGGAGAAGGUAUUGCCCCGAAGACUGAACAUCACAAACAGAAGCAUCUGAACCCCAGGAACCUAAGUUUUCCAACACCUCCUGUACUGGUAAGAAGAACCAGCUAUCCAUGCAUCACAGCUGGACAACAAAGUUCUCAAUGGCUUCCACGGAGGAAUACAAUUCAUGGCCCAAUAGCUUGUCCGUUGCCCUUCUUCCGAGAUUAUAAUACUAGGGGCCAAACCUGGAGCCCAGUACAGAACAGCAACAUCAACAGAGGUGUUCAUGGAACAUCCCAUUGGUGCUAAAC
Messenger RNA from Myxocyprinus asiaticus (Chinese sucker), 2824 nucleotides. RefSeq names its product protein FAM83A (gene sack1a). Gene Ontology annotation, biological process: epidermal growth factor receptor signaling pathway. The record is from RefSeq and is a predicted model, not a curated record. NCBI's taxonomy places the organism in Eukaryota, Metazoa, Chordata, Actinopteri, Cypriniformes, Catostomidae. Bases 1488 to 2822 code for a protein of 444 amino acids. The transcript is spliced from 4 exons.